Messenger RNA from Rotaria sp. Silwood2, 438 nucleotides. Lineage: Eukaryota; Metazoa; Rotifera; Eurotatoria; Philodinida; Philodinidae. The record is from the annotation of a GenBank genome assembly.
AUGGCUGACCAAACAUUAUUAGCAAAAGCUCGCAAAGCCCGAUUUGAUGAUUUACCAAAUUUCUCUGGACAUCCUUCAGAGGAUGUCGAACGAUUUUUAAAAAGUGUUAAAAAUAUUACCAAGGCGAAUGACGAAUCUGAUAAUCAUGAAUUAUUAGAAAUUAUUCGUGGUAAAUUAACUCAAUCGGCAGGACUAUGGUUGGACAAUAAUGAACAUAAUUUUAAAAAAUGGUCAGAUUUCGAAACACAAUUCCGAAAUCAGUAUUUUUCAACAACUAUAAUUCAUAAAAAAUUUGAUCAAUUAAAACAACGAAAACAAUUACAUGAUGAACCUGUAACAUCUUACAUUGAUGAUGUUAUAAAUUUAUGUCGUGAAAUUGAACCAACAAUGUCUGAUUCAAUUAUUAUUAAAACAUUUAAUGAGUGGCAUCAAUCCUGA